UCGACUUCUCCGCCAUUGCCAUUCUCCUCCUCCUCCCGCUCCUCUGCUCUUGCUUCCUUCCUUCCCUCUCUUCAAUGGCGUAAAGCGCUUCUCUCUCUCAGCUUGAUCGGAUUUGCAUUCAACUCAGGAGUUCGAUAAGCUCAUGUUAGCGCUGACUUCUCUCCAUUUGUAAUCCGUCGGUUUACUUCUGCGUCAAUUCUCAUAUUCAAUGCAGACGCUAAGCUUACGCUUCAAAAUCUAAUCACUCUCUCUUUCUCUUCUCUUUCGCCGAGAGAGAGGAAAAGGAGGGGGAGAGAGAGAGAAACGCUACUCUGGAAAUGGCGACUUCGGCGUUCAGGUCCACGACGAAGAGGACCCCCAUCGGGGCUUCACCCAGUGCCUCCGCCGAGGACUCCACUUCCUCGAACCGGAGCUCUGCUCACCGCCGGUCCCGGAGCCUGAGCCGAUUCUCCCAUCGGCUGCCCGAACCGGAAGUCCCUUCCUCCGACGACGCGCCGGCUCCCAGGGGAAGGUUCGUGAACACCGUGCGGGGGUCUGGGUUUCCUGAGAUCAGCCUCGACGACCUUGCUAUUGAGUUCUUCUGCUCCGGAGAUCGAGGUCGGUCAGGCGCGAGGAAUGCUGACGUCAGCCCUAGGAAUGGGGAGAGUGUUUCCCAGAGGCGUGGGAGGUCCGUUUCCAGGCAGAGCUUGAGAACUGCUGGCGGCGGUGCGGAUCGGAGGAGCAGCGUUUGUAAUGCUUCUGCCGGGGGAAGGACAAUUUCAGAGAAUCACUCGCGCAGGCGGCGGUCACUCUCUGUGGUUCGGUGCCCGAUCAACGACUCUGAGAGUGAUCUAGAUCAUUCUCACCAUUCAUUUGGUCGAGCUAAUCUGAAUAGUUUCAGUAAUGGGAGCAACCAAAAGGUCCCAUCUGGGAAACUGGCAGCAACACCUCAGAGACCAGGGCUGCGAAGGUCUUUGAGCCAAAAAGAUUUCAAACCCUAUGAUGGCGACUCCUUGAAUCUUUCUCAGAGCCAGUCGUCAGCCCUUACUGAUGAUGAAGUUAGGGAUACCAAUUCCGCUAAAGAUGGAAUUGAGCGGACAAUACGUGCAGUUUAUGCCCAAAGAAAGGCAGAGCACCCAAUAGGGGAUGAUAUGAAUGGUGAAUUGCGUGAAGUGAUGCGUAAAGAACUUAGACAUGCUGUGGAGGAGAUCAAGAUGGGAAUUGAACAGGUGAUGUCAAAGGGUUCCUAUGAUCCAGAGAAUGGUGAUGGUCUUCUGUCAAAAAAUUCUGAUGUUCUUCAGGCUGUUUCUACUAUCAGGAGAAAUUACUCGAAUAAAUUGGGACAGUCUGAGAAGCGUAAGCAAGAUUUAUUGGCCGAAAUUGUGAUGGAAGAGCAAAGGGGCAGGGAGCUCUCAGAGAUCGUGAAAGAAUUACUUCCCGAACCAAAUGCCAGUCUUACAGUCAAACCAUCACGCACCAGAAGGAGGAGUAAUGACAAGAGCAGGAUGUCUAAACGACUCUCGCAGGAGGCUGAGAAGUACAUCGAGGACUUCAUUUCUAAUGUUGAGGAUACUGACAUAUCAUCACUUGAUGGAGAAAGGAGUGAUACGAGCUCAACCAUAGGGGGAAUAGUAAAGAUUGACACUUUUCAAAGUCCUGCACCAACCAAGCCCCUCCCUGUUGAGAUGGACGGGGUUGUGCUGCCGUGGCUGCAAUGGGAAACCAGUAACGAUGUUUCUCCAGAAUCGUCUUGCAAGAAGAAGAUGGAGUCUCCGGUGACUCCAGUUUCCAGCAUGUGGAGUGCAGCACGGGAAGCCAAUAAUGGGCGGGACCAAAGUGGUUAUACUGUGAGCAGCCACGGGAGUUGGAACCCCGAAACUCUCCGUGCCCCAAUGGCUUUUAGAGAACCAAAACUUCUCCCGGGACGAUCUCCCUCGGUUGACAUAGAUGAAUAUUUGAAGGCUACAGCGGAUGAUGAUUUGCUGUUUGAAAGGUGGAGCCAGAAGCAGAGAAUUUCUUCAGGCGGGUUACUCCUUUGUAACAAUAUUAACGCGUUCUUUUAGCCGCUGUGAUCAUGAAGGCAGGAUUCACUGUCACCAACGAUGGCAUUUGCCCACAACUUCUGAAUUGGGUUUUGUAUAGUUUGGUAGCAUCUUAUAAGUGACAGAUCCAAGCCUGCCUGGAGGUACAAACUUUGUCGAUGUGCAACUUGUCCUUAUAUUUUCCAGCCUAAGAUAAACUUGUGAAUGAGCUUAAGCACUGCACCUGAUUAAUUUUAGCAUUUGGGUUCGGCACGGCA
Messenger RNA from Punica granatum (pomegranate), 2278 nucleotides. NCBI's taxonomy places the organism in Eukaryota, Viridiplantae, Streptophyta, Magnoliopsida, Myrtales, Lythraceae. The record is from RefSeq and is a predicted model, not a curated record.